AUGACGCGAGCAAACGACGUCCUUUCCCUCUUCAUUUUUAUCCUUUUAUCAGCUUUUGGAGAAUCAUUGAUAGCUAUUUUAGGAGACCGGUUCCCUUUUCCCGAAAACUGCGACGGCGCGUCGGGUGAGCUGUUCCACCGUUUCGGACCCGGAGGGACUCGGCUCUUGGCCAUCAAGAAAUACGGUGUGUGGACCCCCGCCGCAGGUUACACUGACCGGAUCGGCGCCAACUCCUCUGUGGUCUUCAACCGGACGGUUUACAACGAUGGCGGGGGAACCUAUGAGUUCGAAUGCGGCGGUGAGACGAAGAUAGUGCAGCUGAAAGUUGUCAGAGCCGUGAAGAGGACGGUCCCGGUGGGAGAACUUGUCACUCUUCCCUGCGACUACGUAACCGCGGGAAAAAGCGGAUUGUACGUCGUCUGGAGGAAAAACGGGGCUAUUCUGGUUAAGCAGAAGGUAGAGCCCGGCGGAGGCACAGGCUCGGCGGCCGGAGGCAGACUCUCCUUACCCCCCGCCGGCCUCUCUGACGGGGACCUGUCUCUGAGGCUGAGCGGGGCACAGCUGGAUGAUGGCGGGGAUUACUUCUGCUCGGUUGAAGACAAAGACGCUCACGAAAACACAACUAUCGCUGUCGUCCGGCUGACCGUCCGGGAGGUAAUGGGACGUCUGUCCAGCACCUCCCCGCCCCCACGUGACGGUGGCGCUCACCAGACGACGCCGUGGAAGGUCUCCUUCGGCGUGGUCCUGGCUCUGUUUCUGCUCUCCGUUGCCGGGUUCUGUUGGUGGGUGUAUUCACGCAGACCGGGCUCCACAUCUGGAGCCAUGAAUGGAGGACAUUACGCAGCUGUGCAGAUGGCAACUUCCCCCCACUCCGCCGGUGCCUGA
Messenger RNA from Menidia menidia (Atlantic silverside), 885 nucleotides. The record is from the annotation of a GenBank genome assembly. Lineage: Eukaryota; Metazoa; Chordata; Actinopteri; Atheriniformes; Atherinopsidae.